This is a messenger RNA of Mercenaria mercenaria, 933 nucleotides long. Its product is annotated as putative nuclease HARBI1. The coding region runs from base 1 to 933 and encodes 310 amino acids. Lineage: Eukaryota; Metazoa; Mollusca; Bivalvia; Venerida; Veneridae. The transcript has 4 exons. The record is from RefSeq and is a predicted model, not a curated record.
AUGGCCGCCAUUCAUUUUGUAAGACAUAGACGACCUCGACAGUUUCGACGUAUUGACAGACAAUUCACGGAGUUGACGGAUGAAGAAUUACGCCAAAGGUACAGGUUUUCAGCUGACAACAUAGACAGACUUGUUGAACUUCUUGGGCCGACUUUGGAGCGACGGACGCGACGUAACCAAGCCCUGACACCACAGCAACAGAUUUUGAUAACAUUGAGAUUUCUUGCUACAGGUAAUUUCAUGCAGGUUAUCGGCGACACCUUUGACGUAGACAUUUCUGCCGUCUCCCUGGUCGUGAGGGACGUUACCGACGUAUUAUUUGGACUGAAAGACCAAUUUAUCAAGUCCCCUGUGAUGGACCUCGACCGAAGACGAAUCAUGAGUGGAUUUUACGCCAUUCGAGGGUUCCCAUCUGUAAUUGGUUGUAUUGACGGGACCCAUGUUAAAAUAAUUUCGCCCGGUUAUCCAUUUGUUAACAGAAAACAUCAACACAGUAUUAAUGUCCAGGGGACCUGCAACCACAAAGAGUUGUUCACAAGCAUCAAUGCCUGUUGGCCUGGAAGCUGCCAUGAAAGCCACAUCUUACGAGUUUCUAAUGUAGGCCGGUACCUUGAAGCUCAUCACCAAGGGAAUGAAACAGAGGAGAGGUACAACCGGGCGCACAUCUCCACACGGAAUUUGGUUGAAAGGACAUUUGGUAUAUGGAAGAGGACAUUCCAUGAUUUACAUGGGGAAAUACGCAUGAAGCCUCAGAGGGUGACACGUGUAAUCGUGGCGUGUGCUGUCCUCCAUAAUCUGAGGCUGCAGUGGGGUGAACCAGAGGUGGAAGAAGCCGGUGACCUGGAUCAGCCACCCGCCGACAUCUUUAAUGGCCGAAUGGAUGGGCGAGGAGUUCGAGACCAUGUGGCUCAUGCUUAUUUUCAGAAUCAGUAA